Molecule: messenger RNA, 1065 nt
Organism: Thunnus maccoyii (southern bluefin tuna)
Lineage: Eukaryota; Metazoa; Chordata; Actinopteri; Scombriformes; Scombridae
Exons: 7
Coding region: 152-883 (243 amino acids)
Biological process (GO): response to bacterium
Source: RefSeq, a predicted model, not a curated record
UGUCGAUGUGCUGCCACUGCUUCUGCAUUAAUGUAGUCAGUUUGCGCAACAGGAUAAGAAACAAAAAAACAUCCUUCCUCUUUGUGUUGAGAGCAACCUUCCUGGGUCACACAUCUAGAACAGACAUUGCAGAGCUUCAGUCAUACGCACCAUGAAGACCUUUACCUUGAUAACUGCUUUAAGUCUCUGCAGCAUUAGCUGGAUCUCUGUCUCAGUGUCUGAGUCUCAGGUUGUGGAGGUUCAGUCUGGUGAAGAAGUCACACUGCAGUGCAUCAAUAGAUUAAUAUAUGGCUCUGUGGCUUUCUGGUUCAGACUUGUUAACAGAACCAAGAUCAACUGUAUCUCUGUUAUGAUCAGGUCUGGCAGCGAAGCUGAACUCUGCGAUGGCUUUCAGAAGGGAAAAUUUGAAAUGAGCUCCAACAUCUCUACUGUCUCUCUGAACAUCAAACAAGUGGAUUCAUCAGACUCUGGACUGUAUUUCUGUGGAUUCUACACAAGUGGACGUCCAGUUUUCACUGUGAUAUAUUUAAAUGUUGCAGGCAGUGAUGAUGGAUCACAUGAUAACAUGGACCACUCAUCUAAAAAAGAGUGUGAUGGAAUAACAAAGUUGACGAGUGUGAUCCUGGCUGGUCUGACUGUUUUCCUUGUAAUGGUCAUCAUUGGUCAGAUGGUUAAAGUCAGGAAACUUAAGACAGCUGCGACUGAAGGGCAGAAUUCACUUGUGAACAAGAAUCUGGACUCUGAUCAGCUGAAGGACACAGCACUGACUUUGUAUUCAACAACAAUAAGAAGCAGGAGGCCUGCAUCACAGAGAGAAGUGGACACUCAUGUUAUUUAUGCUGCCUGCAGACAGACAAGAAGAAACAACAACAGCUCAGAGUGAAACUAAUGCUUCAUUAAUCUGCUGGUGGAGUAUUGUGAGGGUAGCGAUACACACCAUCAACUUAUCCAAAAAUGAUGUCAAAUCAUCUAAACAAGUUUGAUUCAUACAAAAUUGUGUUGUGUGUUGUUGAGUUAAGCACCUGAUGAAAAUCAUUUUUAAUUCUUUAAUGUAUUGUUUGUGUG